This is a messenger RNA of Gigantopelta aegis, 1393 nucleotides long. RefSeq names its product acidic mammalian chitinase-like. Lineage: Eukaryota; Metazoa; Mollusca; Gastropoda; Neomphalida; Peltospiridae. The record is from RefSeq and is a predicted model, not a curated record. The transcript has 10 exons. The coding region runs from base 43 to 1167 and encodes 374 amino acids. Gene Ontology annotation, biological process: carbohydrate metabolic process; chitin catabolic process. Gene Ontology annotation, molecular function: chitinase activity; chitin binding. Gene Ontology annotation, cellular component: extracellular region.
GAAAAGACGUGUCGCGAUAGCCCACACUCGCGUUAACAUAACAUGGAUAUUCUUAAGUGUUUCGUUGGAGCAUUAAUCUUUACUAGUCUUGGGACUUUUUGUUCGACGAAAAUAGAAAAUGGAGGCAAGAAUAUCGUCUGCUACUAUCAUCAGACGUUAUAUUUCCCGCCAAGCGAAGUUCCGCAUCAGCUUUGCACGCACAUCGUCUACGCAUUCGCAAGUAUAUCUAACGACACGAUCGUACCAGAUCGGCCUGGAGACACAGAAACGUACGAUGUUCUCGUGGGAUUCAAAGCUUCGAACCCCAAACUCAAAGUGAUGUUGAGUCUGCAGCUUGGAUUCAACAAUGUUGUAACCGACCCGGACACAAUGAAGAAAUUCGCCAUCAACGCAAUUGGAUUUUUGCGUCAUUAUGGUUUUGAUGGUAUCGAUUUUGAUUGGGAAUUCCCCAAAGCCUCACAAAAAAAUAGAUAUAUGCAGUUUAUCCAGAUAUUUCGAGCACAAACAUCGCUUGACUCCAGACUCGGCAACCAGACAGCUCUACUGAUCUCCAUGGCUCUGCCGAACAACAACCACCAAGCAUCCAUCUUGUACGACUACACCAUAUUAAACAACAAUAUCGACUUUGCUACACUAAUGGCUUACGAUUUCCACAUGUACAUACCAAACGUGGAAAACAUCACCGGCUACAACAGCCCACUGGUGGCUCCUAUAGGAGAGAAUCCGAACAGUUCAACAUCCGGCCUUAUCGCGAUAUACCUGGGACUGGGUCUAACUCCCGAAAAAGCUCUGGCUGGUAUUCCAACAUACGGGCGAUCGUACACCUUGGCGAACGUCAAACAACAUGGACUGCACUCCCCGGCGAUUGAACCCGGAGACCCGGGUCCCGUUAGACACCUCCGAGGAGUUUACACGUUUACUGACACCUGCGCAGCUCUGAAACUUGGCGGCACCUCGGUGUGGGACCCUGUGUCUCUAGUCCCUUACCUGUACUGGGGAAAGAGCUGGGUGUCUUACGCCAGUGAGAAAAGUGUCGCAGGGAAGAAGAAAUCGAAAAAUGUGUUAGUCAGACUUGCUUUGUCAUGUGCCACGUGCCAAAUGGUUGACUGGUUCGAUGGGCUGUGUCUAAGGGACUCGGUGGUGUUGGUGUUUGGGCGAUCCAUCUAGAUGACCUGACCGGGGAAUGUCCUGGUCCCAAACUGCCUCUUAUCAAUGCUAUCCACUCAGCUAUGAAAUCCACCAGGAACCAUUGUCUAUAGUAACUGCAAUCAAUCCAGGAAAAUUAUUAUUACUGCCCCAGUAUAUUGAGCUUGACAAUAUUUAAAAGACAACUAAGCUAUUGUUGUUGUUGACCAUUUGUUUUUUGUCCUUUUAAUAAAUAAAUGUGCAAUUU